AUGUCCGAGAGUAUGGACACGCAACCCCCUACGGGGGACGCUCACGGCAAUUACUCCCAAGGUAAGAGAAAUAAUUUUCCCGUCCGAAGGCCCAGAGGAUCCCGUGGUCGUGGAUCAAGGGGGAGACCCAAUGAACGGUCCACCGAUUGGCGCCAGAAGCAGAACCAAUCGACAGAGGCGCGACAGGCGGCGCUGCGGAAUUCACAUUUUGAUCAAUUCAAUCCAAAUUCAACAACAGACGAUGUAGUUCCCACAAUAGCCCGUAACACUGCACCACCAACCACUUCAUUCGAAUAUUCAUCUGUUCAAUUCUUAGGUAUGGCCACUUUAUUUGGUCGCCCAUUACCUAUCUCAACUCAGGCACUAGGAUUUAUUGUCAAUCAAUAUUAUAUAAAACUCCAAGAGCAACUAGGAGCUGAAAGAGUCGCAGAGAGGUGUACAAUACACCAGUUCUACCGCCACUCGCUGGCACAACUCUCUUACCAUCUUUACCGACUACGCAUCGAAGAAGUUCCGAGGUAUAGUUACCGGACGAAUCUUCCCGACCCACCUAUUGUUCAACCUACGGCGGUCGAAGCUUUUAAGACUCUAGAACUGAACGUAGGAUUUAUUAUAUCCUAUAUUCAACGUAUUGGUACUGUCAUAGCUCAUGACAUACCACAUGUUCCAAUGCUUAUGUUGGAUGAUUCUCCUUUCUAUGUUACGGUCUUCAAUUUGCGUACUGUCAUGGCAAGAGCCAACAGAGACCCAGACUUCUUUAACCAACUGGUCGAGCACAAUAUAUAA
Messenger RNA from Arctia plantaginis, 786 nucleotides. Lineage: Eukaryota; Metazoa; Arthropoda; Insecta; Lepidoptera; Erebidae. The record is from the annotation of a GenBank genome assembly.